GUCUUACCGCCGCUAGCUCUCGGUCCGAGUGCGAGCCACAAGCAGUGACGUCUAUGCCGUGCAGGGGCCUAAGGCGUCGACGGUAGAGCCAUAGCAUUCGCACCGUAGCUGCCGGGCAGCACUUACUGCUGCCGAGGCGCUAGGGCAGCACUGCUCAUGGUGCGGGGCGGCCUGCUCCUCGUCGCGCUCCUAUCAACCGCCCGCGGGAAGCGCCGACGGAAACUCGGCGACCACCCGACACCGGAUGAAAAAGACCCCGGCCUCCUGAAACGUUUGAGAUCCGGCGAAGGCAAGCCGACGACCGAAUGCGAGGCCUGCGUCCAUCUGGCGGCGGAGGCGGCGGCCUACGCGCGCGUCUGCGUGCGGGCCCGUUUAGCAGGUGACGAGCCGCCGAACGCCACAACGUUCGCCCAGCGGCUCGAGGAGGAGGUCUGCGAGACGAAAAAGUGGCCCUGGUGCGAAAGAUGGCGCGCGCGGAAUGGGUUUAGGAGCUUUGGCGCGGAGAUGGUCGAGCUGGCGGAAGAUGCGGAGGACGACCGGGACUCGGCCCUGUCCCGGUCGUCGGUGCAGAAGCUGUGCGUUUAUGAUGGCCCCCUCCAGGCGUGCCCGAAAAAGCACAAAUUCGUGGACCGCAACGACCCCGCGGCCGCGGACGUCGCGUUUUUAAAUAGAACGGGCAAGAAAGUCGAGGUAUACUGGAUUCACGAUGAAAAAAGGAUCCACCGGGGCACGAUGAAGCCGCACGGGCGGCUCGACGAGGACUCCUUCGCGGGCCACGUCUACGAGGUGGAUGUCCAGACCAAAACAAUAGGCACCAUCACCUUGACGGCGGGCGUCGCCGCCUACUCGGUCGACGGCUACGGCAACGGCAUCUACGCAUUGAACGAGGUCGACACGCGACAGAGGGGUAAGGAGUUCUAG
Messenger RNA from Pelagomonas calceolata, 921 nucleotides. The record is from the annotation of a GenBank genome assembly. NCBI's taxonomy places the organism in Eukaryota, Pelagophyceae, Pelagomonadales, Pelagomonadaceae.